This is a messenger RNA of Acipenser ruthenus (sterlet), 3167 nucleotides long. RefSeq names its product myb-related transcription factor, partner of profilin-like. The record is from RefSeq and is a predicted model, not a curated record. Gene Ontology annotation, biological process: regulation of transcription by RNA polymerase II. The transcript is spliced from 3 exons. Gene Ontology annotation, cellular component: nucleus. NCBI's taxonomy places the organism in Eukaryota, Metazoa, Chordata, Actinopteri, Acipenseriformes, Acipenseridae. Gene Ontology annotation, molecular function: RNA polymerase II cis-regulatory region sequence-specific DNA binding; DNA-binding transcription factor activity, RNA polymerase II-specific. The coding region runs from base 173 to 1537 and encodes 454 amino acids.
ACCAAUCGCCGCAGCCUGAGCUGCCAGACCACCCAAUCAACGUGCACGGUGGGCGGGUUUCUAAGACAUCAAUGUUGUUUUGUCAAAGCGAAGGGGAUCCGGAUGCUGAUUUUGCUGUGACAUUGCAGUAGCAGCAGCAGCACAGGCAAAGCCCAGAGUACCGUGUUUGAGAAUGAAUCCUGCACACAUCAAAGAGGAGGACAGUCCUGAGCAAGACUGGUUCCUGUCCCAAACGGAGGACGGGGAGCGUUCUCCCGAACUGGAAUCCGAGGAUCCCGAACUGGAAUCCGAAACGGGCCCGUUCGGGGGAUCCUCGAACGAGGGCGUCCCGGAAAUAAUCUGCAUCAAAGAAGAGGACUCGGAGCCCGAAAACGCGGUUGAACCCUCGCGGACCCUGCUGCGCUCUCUGCAGGACCGCCCUGCUCCCUACGCCCCCCAGCGCCCCAAAACCCUCACCCCCCGGGAACGCAAGCGCAAAUUCACCCGACGGGAGCUGAGCGUGAUCGUCCAGGGGGUGCUGGCGAAGACGGAGGCGCUGUUUGGGAAGAACAAGGAGGCCCUGGCGGUGAGGAAGAGGGUCUGGCAGGACAUGGCGAACCAGGUGAACGCGCUGGGAGGCCCUUGCAAGAGGACCUGGCACGACGUGCAGAAAAGGUUCUACAUGUACCGCAUGGGGGUCAAGCAGAAGGCGCUGGCUCUCCGGUCGGCUCAGAGGGGAGGGGGGGGCGCCAGGGACCCCCCCGGCCAGGAUCUGACCCCCAUGACCCUGGAGGAGGUGCGGAUUCUGGCGACGUGGAGCGCCAGCGCGCUGGAGAAGGGGCGCGACUGCAGCGGCAGGGAACAACCGUUCCCCCAGGCUGCCUCCUCAUCCUCCACCUUCCUUCGCCUGCCCGCUCCGCCUCUCCAUCGCCCAGACCCGGAAGCAGAGGAAGAGAGCUUCCCUAGCAACAGCAGAACCCCCCCAGGCAUGGCCCCGCCCCCUCCAGCACCGUCAUCGACCCCCCAACCCAGACCCUGCCCGCGGGGAGCUGGGGUCCCCCAGAAGACCUCACACCACCACCUCAGGGGCCCUCCUUCCACAGGCUGCGGCAGACUCUACAGCCCCCUCCCCUCCCAAACCGCCCCCCACCCCCCGUCCGGCCUGCACCCCUCGAUCGGGAGCCGGCCCCCCCCCCGCUCCCCCUCUCAGACCCGCGGGCCUCCAGCCUCCCUCCCAGCCCUCCCUGGACGCCCUGACCCAGGUCCAGGCGUCUCUCUCGCAGCUGCUGCAGGGGCAAGUGGAGCAGGCCCGUGGGGCAGCGCUGAUGCAGCAGCGCAUGGAAGGACACAUGGCUUCCAUGGCCAACUCCGUGGCCGUUCUGGCUGCCGUCCUGCCCGACGUGGUGCGGGCCCUCGAGGGCCUGGGGGCCACCAUGGGGAAGCUGGCCGGGGGGCUGCUGUCUGUUUCCCCUCCCCUUCCCCCCGCUGCUGCUGUGCCCCCACAAGUGUCUUCCUCUGGGCAAUCAGGAGGGCCCAGGACGGGUUAUUCAGCUGCUAAAGACUCUGAGUUUCGCUCUGUCCAGCAGUAGGUUGUUUUUUUGUUACAUAUAUAUAUAGAUGACAAAAUAGUGUUGAAUUGAAAUCAGGGGAAGUAAUGUUAAAACUUUACAAUGCAUUAGUAAGACCUCACCUAGAAUAUUGUGUUCAGUUCUGGUCACCUCGUUACAAAAAGGAUAUUGCUGCUCUAGAAAGAGUGCAAAGAAGAGCAACCAGAAUUAUCCCGGGUUUAAAAGGCAUGUUGUAUGCAGACAGGCUAAAAGAAUUGAAUCUAUUCAGUCUUGAACAAAGAAGACUACGCGGCGAUCUGAUUCAAGCAUUCAAAAUCCUAAAAGGUAUAGACAAUGUCGACCCAGGGGACCUGAAAAAAGAAACAAGGACCAGGGGAAUGGAGAUUAGAUAAAGGGGCAUUCAGAACAGAAAAUAGGAGGUACUUUUUUUACACAGAGAAUUGUGAGGGUCUGGAACCAACUCCCCAGUAAUGUUGUUGAAGCUGACACCCUGGGAUCCUUCAAGAAGCUGCUUGAUGAGAUUCUGGGAUCAAUAAAGCUACUAACUUAUUUUAUGUAUCUCAAACAAAUGAAGCUGAAGCUCUAACGGAUAACGACACAGAACGUCUACAGCACUGAAACACUGUUUAAAAAAACCCCAACUGUACUGCUGAACCUCGUCUUCUUUAAUAUUAGCAUCACAAGGGCAUCCGUGGAUUAUAAAAAAUAAGAGAUGUGCCUCUUCAGUGAGUUACAGGAAAACAAUUCCAUCUCGGGUUUCUGUGACAGUUUAGAAACUCCACCCAUCGCUCUCGUAGUUUAUGACAUCACAGAAACCCUAGAUGGAAUUAUUUUCCUGUAACUCACUGAAGCCCAUCUAUCUGUCUAGCUAUACACUCUGUUUGCAUUUCUAUCUAUCUAUCUAUCUAUCUAUCUAUCUAUCUAUCUAUCUAUCUAUCUAUCUAUAUGUCUAUCAGAUUGAUUUAGAAUGUAUCAAAUUACUUAAAUAAUAAUUUUCCUGUAACUCACUGAAGCCCAACUAUUAUAUAUUAUAAACAGUAAAGUGCUCUUGUUAACUUUAACAUAAAGCAGCAGUGUGGAGUAGUGGUUAGGGCUCUGGACUCUUGACCGGAGGGUCGUGGGUUCAAUCCCAGGUGGGGGACACUGCUGCUGUACCCUUGAGCAAGGUACUUUACCUAGAUUGCUCCAGUAAAAACCCAACUGUAUAAAUGGGGAAUUGUAUGUAAAAAUAAUGUAAUUGUAUGUAAAAAUAAUGCGAUAUCUUGUAACAAUUGUAAGUCGCCCUGGAUAAGGGUGUCUGCUAAGAAAUAAAUAAUAAUAAUAAUAAUAAUAAUAAUAAACUAGUCUAUUUUCACUUCUCUUAGUGUGAUCUGGGUUUGGUUUGUUUAGAUUUAAAAGAUUAUGAAUAAUGUUUGUUUUUUUUUUCCCCUUGGGCGCACUCUGUAGCUCUCUCUUCACAUAUGCUAACCAUGUGAUAUUAUAAAACUGACAUGAUGAUGAUGAUGAUGAUGUGUUCCUGUAAUCAAAAUAAAUCUCGGCAUUCAUUGGCUGUGGAUUUGAUUUGCUUGGACAUUAUGUGGGCAAGGUUUCAGCACACAUGCUGAGUCCAGAGCCCUAACC